Messenger RNA from Lachancea thermotolerans CBS 6340, 411 nucleotides. RefSeq names its product prefolding complex chaperone subunit (gene PFD1). Gene Ontology annotation, cellular component: prefoldin complex; cytoplasm. The record is from RefSeq and is a predicted model, not a curated record. Gene Ontology annotation, biological process: protein folding. Lineage: Eukaryota; Fungi; Ascomycota; Saccharomycetes; Saccharomycetales; Saccharomycetaceae. The transcript has a single exon. Bases 1 to 411 code for a protein of 136 amino acids. Gene Ontology annotation, molecular function: protein folding chaperone.
AUGAAUGUCAAUUAUGACAUUCAACAUUGGUUAGACAACACGAUCAAGAGAAGCUCAGCCCCUCGAGCACCCAGGAUGUCCCAAAACAUUGUACAAGAGAUGGCAGCUGCCUUGCGCUCCAGCAAAGCGCAAUUGGAAGUUGUGAACAUGCAAUUAGCCCAGCUGGACAGGCAAAAGAAGCUUGCACAACUCACCACUAAAGAACUAGAAUCAUACCCCGUUAAGAAAGUAUGGAGGUCAUGCGGGAAGGCAUUUGUUCUACAGGAUAGAACAAAGUAUACCGCAGAUCUAGAGAGUGAUGAGAAGUUGGUGGAAGAACAGGCGAAGGCGCUCAAAAUCAAACAGAACUACCUUCAAACCACGGUUGAAAACACGGUAGAGAGCAUGAGGAGAGUGAUUCAGCAAACGUAA